This is a messenger RNA of Armigeres subalbatus, 600 nucleotides long. RefSeq lists its product as uncharacterized. The coding region runs from base 1 to 600 and encodes 199 amino acids. The record is from RefSeq and is a predicted model, not a curated record. Lineage: Eukaryota; Metazoa; Arthropoda; Insecta; Diptera; Culicidae. The transcript has 2 exons.
AUGAUCAAUUUCGCAAAGUGCUUGGCGGUUUUUCUUAUGCUGCAAACGUGCUCCGCGAAUUACACAGAAUCUCUGUCACAGCAGCGAGAAAAGCGAUAUGUGUCAUUCAGUCCAAACGGCGGGACUGCCAAAAUUAUUCUCGGUUCACUUUGGCCGGUCCAUUUUCAUCACAAAUUGACUCGCAGCAUCAACAUGGCUAUGAACUUUCAAGCCAACUAUAACAUACCAUCGACGAUCAUCUGGCCAGUGCCGACCAGCAUCUUCAAAAACCGACUGAACAACGACUAUGUAGACAACAGUCGCAUCCAGCUGUACCAGCUUCUUGAAAGGAUGUUCGAUUCUUACGGCACCAAUGGGCAUGAAUGUGUUUUGCGAACAAUAUGCGAGGUAGCCGAAACGCCGCUCUACGAUAGUGGCGUUUUUGGUGAACUGAUGGAUGUAAUUUUUACACCAUACAAAUCGGAACAACUGGACCAAAGCUACUACGAUGCACGGUUACAAGGCCUGAAUGGAACGAAUUGUGUUGAACUCUAUGAGCGGUGUCCAUUAGGGUCUGGGUUGCUGGAAAAACUGUCCAUCUUAUAUUCUACCUUUGGUUGA